Messenger RNA from Knipowitschia caucasica, 1941 nucleotides. NCBI's taxonomy places the organism in Eukaryota, Metazoa, Chordata, Actinopteri, Gobiiformes, Gobiidae. The record is from the annotation of a GenBank genome assembly.
AUGACGGAUACAGUUGUCGCGGAGGGUCAAGUCAAGUUUAGAGAUGGAAAAAAGUGGAAGACUCGCUGGGUUGUGCUGCGAAAGCCUUCUCCAGUUGCAGAUUGUCUGUUCCUGGUGGCCUACAAAAAGGACAAAAAGAAGAGCAAGAAGGGGAUUGGUCAGAAGGACAGCUUGACUCUGGAGGGUGUGUGUGGAGUGGAGCCGGCCCCAGGGUUUGAUGGAGUGUCCUACAGUCUGUCCAUCCUGUGUCUGUCCCACACGCUGGUCCUGGGCUUCAGCAGCAGAGAGGCGCUGCAGGCCUGGGAUGCACGCAUCCGCUUCCACCUCGGAGAAGUCCACAGGUUUAGUGUGAACGUGGAGCCUGGAUCUAAACUAGAGGCUGGACCUGCGUCUCUUCACCUGUGCAACAGUGUGCUGGUCCUCAGCAGAGGUCUGCCUCCUCUGGUCACUGGACACUGGAAGCUGUCCUCGCUGAGACGAUACGGAGCCGUCCCAAAUGGAUUUGUGUUUGAGGGAGGCUCUCGCUGUGGAUACUGGUCUGGAGUUUUUUACUUGUCGAGUUCAGACGGGGAGCAGAUCAGUUUCCUGGUCGACUGUAUCGUGAGAGGAGUCUCGCUGAAUCGGAGCUCACAACGUCUGCAUCCGGCCAAUCCAGCCGAUGCAAAUCCGGUUUCAGAAGAAGAACGGGUCCUCCAGGAAACAUCGGAUCUGGAGAAGAGACUGAGCCGGUUGUCCAGCUGCAGCCUGGCCAGCAGCACAGCCUCCACCUUCAGCUGCAGCACGUCCAUCGCCGGAGACGACCACAGCAGCAUCUCCAGCUCCUCCUCCACCCAAUCAGACACCAGCUACGGCCCCAGACUUCCCUUUUGGCCCGAGUCUUCCUCCAGGCUGCGCUCGUCUACUGAUACGGCCUCGAGCUGCUCCACCUUGAAGCCUCUGACCGUUUCUGAUGAUCGCCUGUACGCUGCGGCGACCGGAAACCCGCGCAGGCUCCACGACAGCGGGCGCCAGAGCUCAUUGGACAGCGGCAUUGGCAUUGCAGCAAGUAGCCAAUCAUCAGGAAGCUACACCGAAAGCCUGGACGCCACGAUUGCUCAGGCACAGGGAUUUGGAUCCGCGCCCAGUUUAGCUUCGCCACAAACUCUGGCUGAGCCUCCACUCUCUCCCCCACGUCCUCCCCCCAUAGAGGCCGCACAUACCCCGAAUGCCUCCUCCUUCAUAUGCAUCAGUCCUGUACAGAGACCGGAACACCGUGCGCCCAGCGUCUUCCAAUUACGCUACGACACCCCGAGAAGCCUGCUACAAUCUGCAUCACUCUGGGACACGCCCACUCCCAACCCCUCUGACGACAGCCCGAAUGCAGAGGGUUACUGGUGGAGCGGGGGUCCUCCGAAAGUCAUUGUUCAGAACUCUGCCACAUGGGGCAGCAACGGACACGAGACGCCAAGAGCGCGGUCUGUGACAGCCAGUCUGUUCCAUGGAAGAAAACAGCAGUGCGGUCACGCGGCAGACAACUACAUCACCUCGGAGCAGUGGCAGACGGUCGGAAGUACAACCACUAAAAAGGUUGAAAAGUGGGCAUCAGCGCGAACUACCACCACAUCUAAACCAGAUGAACAGAACUAUGGGGCUUUAGGCAGUAUGUUGGCGCGGCUCAAAAUGUUUUUGCCCUCGUCUCCACCACCUGCUCCCUCCGCUCUGCCCGCUCGACCCGCAACAGCCUGUGGUGUGUUUGGACCUGAGCGCGUUGCUGCCUCUUGUGGUCUGGACCCCAGUCUGUAUCUACACAACUCGGUUCAUUAUGUGAACCUCCCCUUCAGCUCCAUGUUACUGCAUAAAGACAGAGCGGCCACAGGAUCCACUCACACUGUUCCCCCGCCAGCAGAGGGCUCCACUGGUGCUGCUGCCACGAGAGGGGGCAGACACGGGGCCCCACACUGA